This is a messenger RNA of Suricata suricatta (meerkat), 3045 nucleotides long. RefSeq names its product 2'-5'-oligoadenylate synthetase 2 (gene OAS2). The record is from RefSeq and is a predicted model, not a curated record. The transcript is spliced from 10 exons. Gene Ontology annotation, molecular function: 2'-5'-oligoadenylate synthetase activity; double-stranded RNA binding. NCBI's taxonomy places the organism in Eukaryota, Metazoa, Chordata, Mammalia, Carnivora, Herpestidae. Gene Ontology annotation, cellular component: cytosol; nucleoplasm; membrane. Gene Ontology annotation, biological process: negative regulation of viral genome replication; defense response to virus; regulation of ribonuclease activity. The coding region runs from base 112 to 2169 and encodes 685 amino acids.
AUAUCCACUUUCGAUUCACGCUUUCCGGGCUCUCGGCAAGGGAGCGGCCGCCUCUCCUCUCUGCAAGCUCAGAUCUACGGUUGGCUGUCACCGCCGCAGCCAGCGGGAGCGAUGGGCAUCUGGGGGUCACAUCUGUACUCCACGCAGCCGGAGAAGCUGGAUGAACUGAUCCAGAACUCCCUGAGGCCCCGCAGAGAAUGUCAGCAGCAGCUCGAUGACACCGUGGACGCCAUCUGUGCCGCCCUGGAGGAGACCAGGCAGAUCCCCCAAGCAAUAUGUGUGGCUAAAGGUGGUUCUUACGGCCGGAACACCAUGUUGAGGGGCAACUCCGACGGUACGAUUGUCAUCUUUGUCGGUGACCUUAAGCAGUUCCAAGAUCAGAAAAAAAGCCGCGAUGAAAUCCUCAGCAAGAUCUGGCAGUGGCUGGAAGUGUGUCCGUUCACAAUGAAGUUGGCGGCCAGAAUGGAGGUCCAGAGAUUCCACAGUGGGCUCACGCUCCAGCUGUCCACGAAGUGGCAGAGCCUCAAGUUUGAGGUGCUCCCUGCCUACAAUGCCCUGGGCUUAAGUGAGAAGCCCAGCCCCCAGACCUACCGAGAGCUCAAGAGAGCCUUGGACAUGACGGGAGCCCUCCCCGGCGAGUUCUCCGUCUGCUUCACAGAACUCCAGCAGAGGUUUUUCCACAACCGUCCCAGAAAACUGAUGGAUUUGAUCCUCUUGGUAAAGUACUGGUACCAACAGUGCCAGGCAAAGCUGAAUGGGCCCCGCCUGCUGCCCGUGUACGCGCUGGAGCUGCUGACGGUCUACGCCUGGGAACAGGGCUGCGAAGCCGAGGACUUUGACACCGUGGAGGGGAUCAGAGCCGUCCUGGGGCUCAUCAAGCGGCAGGAGCAGCUGUGUGUCUACUGGAUGGUCAACUACAACUUUGAGAACGAGACAGUCCGGAACAUUCUGCUGAGCAAGCUCCGAUCACCGAGGCCGGUCAUCCUGGACCCCACUGACCCGACCCACAAUGUGAGCGAAGAUAAGGCGUGCUGGCAGCUGCUCCAGCGGGAAGCUGACACCUGGCUGUCUUCUCUCAGCCCCAGUGAGUCGCCCGGACCGUCGUGGAAUGUUCUGCCAGCGCCACUGUUCGCGACCCCAGGCCAUCUUCUGGAUAAGUUCAUCAAGGACUUUCUGCAGCCCGACAGACAUUUCCUGGACCAGGUCGCGACCGCUGUUGACGUCAUCUGCAAAUUCCUUCAGAAAGAUUGCUUUCCGCGUUCAGCUAUAAGAGUUCAGAAAACUGUCAAGGGUGGGUCGACUGGCAAAGGCACGGCUCUGAAGACCGGCUCCGAUGCCGACCUCAUCGUGUUCCCAGACUCGCUUAAAAGCUACACCUCACAAAAAAAUGAGAGAUGCAAUAUCAUCAAGGAAAUCCAUAAACAGCUGGAAGCCUGUCGGCAGGAGAAACAGUUUGACGUGAAGUUUGAGAUUUCAAAAUGGAAGGCUCCCAGGGUGCUAAGCUUCUCUCUGAAAUCCAGAGUGCUCAACGAAAGGGUUGACUUUGAUGUGCUGCCUGCAUUUAAUGCUCUAGGUCAGCUCACCGCUGGCUCCACACCCAACCCCAAGGUCUAUGCGGAGCUCAUCAACCUGUAUAAAUCCUCAGACGCCGAGGGGGGAGAAUUUUCCACCUGUUUCACAGAGCUGCAGCGAGACUUUGUGGCUUCCCGACCCGUCAAACUGAAGGAUUUAAUUCGUCUGGUGAAGCAUUGGUACAAACAGUGUGAAAGGAAACUGAAGCAAAAGGGGUCUCUGCCCCCAAAGUACGCCUUGGAGCUGCUCACCAUCUACGCCUGGGAGCAGGGGAGCGGGGCAGAGAAUUUCGACACUGCGGAAGGAUUCCGGACGGUCCUGGAGUUGGUCACAAAGUAUCAGCAGCUCUGUGUCUUCUGGACGGUCAAUUACAACUUUGAGGAUGAGACCGUGAGGAACUUCCUCCUGACCCAGAUCCAGAAAACCAGGCCGGUGAUCCUGGACCCAGCCGAACCUACUGGUGACCUAGGUGGAGGGGACCGCUGGUGUUGGCAUCUUCUGGCAAAAGAAGCUACUGAAUGGCUGUCCUCUUUCUGCUUCAAAGACGGGAGUGGCUACCCUGUGCCAUCGUGGAAAGUGCCAGUAAGAAUAAUUUAAGGGGAGUGUCAUCUGCCGGUUGCCCUGUGGCGAGCUUAAAUCCAAGAGCUUCUGCUGCCCUAGCAACUUGGAAUCCAUUCAGCCACAAGUGAGAGAGAGCCCAACGCAGGAGCUGCAACGGUUUGGUUUUUCCCUUCCCGAAACCCUAAGGCAGGACACUGAGGACACAGGCAGCCGCUCCGCUGCGCUUUCCCACAAGCGGGUCUUCCCGUUUAGGGUCCGAUAGUUCUUGCACUGGGACUCGUCUUGGGCUGCCUAGGGUGCUGAGCAGAACCCUUGAUUUCUAUCCACUGGAAUCCAGUAGCACCACCGCCAUUGCAACAGCCAAAAAAGUCUCCAGAAGUUCCCAAAUGUCCCCUGGGGCGUCACCAGAUCUUUCUGGCUCGGCCCUCUUUGUCGAGUUUAAUCCUGAAAGUGCCAAACCUGCAGGCGGCACUUCCGUCCCAACAGGAAGAACAGCGAAGGGAAAGAUGAUAAAGACUCAGGAAAUCUUACUAGAAACCUCAUCCAGUAAAUGCUCUUACAUCUCAUGGCCCAGAAUGGUCAUGUGACUCCCCAUAGCUUAAGUGACUCCAAAAAGGGGGGGUGAAGACUACCGUAGCCGGAGGCUGGGUCAGGUGACCAAGAGGGUCUGCCACCCCUGACCAAAGCGCUACUUCCUCCCCGGAUACCCGGCCCCCAGGUACGCCUUCUUGUCCCUCCAGGUUCUCUCUCAAGCUUCUUGAAGGACAAGGCCUCAGCGAGGACUGGCUUUUGGGCCAGAUAAUUCUUUGUUGUGGGCGGGCUGUGCUGUCCGUGGCAGGGCGUGGGGUUACAUGCUAAAUCUCUACCCACUAGAUGCCACCCAGUCGUGACAAUUAAAAAUGUCUCAGGACA